AUGGCACCUUACGAAGCUUUGUAUGGCCGAAAGUGUAGAACUCCUUUGACUCUGAAAGAGGUGGGCGAUAGACAAGAAAUGGGUUCAACUUUUGUGAAUGAAACUGUUAAGAAAAUCAAUCUGAUUAAAGAAAGAUUGAAAGCUGCACAAGAUAGACAACAGAAGUAUUACAAUCAGAAGUACAGAUUUGUGGAAUUUCAGGUUGGCGAAUUUGUAUAUGUCAAAGUCAGUCCGAUGAAAGGUGUGAGCAAAUUUGGUAGAGUGAGCAAGCUCAGUCCAAGGUAUGUCGGACCUUUUGAAAUUAUUGAAAGGAUUGGAAAGUCUGCUUAUAGAUUGUUAUUAUCAGAUCAGCUGUCUGAUGCGCAUAAUAUUUUUCACGUAUCCUCUUUGAGAAAGUGGAUAUUUGAUUCUGACAAGAAGUUGUCUGCUGAUGAGGUUGAGAUUCAGGAGAAUCUACAGUACAAAGAAGAACCUGAGAAAAUUUUGGCUUAUGAUGUGCGCAAGUUAAAAAGUAAACAAAUUUCAAUGGUUAAAGUGCAGUGGAAACACAGAACAGCACAUGAAGCGACUUGGGAGGAGUCGGACAUGAGGCAGUCAUAUCCGUAUCUGUUUUGA
Dendrobium catenatum is the source of this 615-nucleotide messenger RNA. RefSeq lists its product as uncharacterized. The coding region runs from base 1 to 615 and encodes 204 amino acids. NCBI's taxonomy places the organism in Eukaryota, Viridiplantae, Streptophyta, Magnoliopsida, Asparagales, Orchidaceae. The transcript has a single exon. The record is from RefSeq and is a predicted model, not a curated record.